AUGAAAAUAGAUGUAAAAGAUGCUACAAAAAUACCUGUCAGUUCAAAACAUGAAGAGGCUAAAGUAAAAACUGGAAUCACGGCAACUGAAAGGGCAAAUACCAACACCAUUUUAAAACAGGAGCCGAAGACAUCUGUUAAACCCACAUCUACGCAAAAAAUGGCCACCGGUACAGAAGCUAAAUCGGCAAUCCCUACUGCAAAACCAGAAGUUAUAAAACCAAAUCAAAAAACAUUACAGACCACAACAGAACCAAAAGUAGCUUCGACUAAAAUACCAUCAAAACCAGAGGUUUUUGCGUCUGUAUAUAAACCUACGAUGGCUCAGAAAACAACUACUGGUAACACUGGCACACAAGAUAAAGAAACUACUAAAUCUCUUGCUAUGUCUUCAAAAGUUGAUACCUCAGCUAUUGCAACAAAACCUGCAGCCACGUCCACGCCAAAAGCACCACUAAACACAGUGACGGAAGCAACUAAAUCGCCAAUAUCAAAACAUGAAAUCGUGAAACCCACUCAAAAAGUACCAACCAAAGGAAAGGAAUUGCCAACAUCAAUAAAAACACCCAAACCUUCAACAAAAUCUGACAAACUAAAAUCCCCAACUCAAAUGCCAUCUCAGAGUCUACCAGGAGCGAAUAAACCAAAAGCAGGUAGUGAAGUUUCAGGUAAUGCCAAGACUAAAGUACCUUCAUACAUUGUAGCAACGUCGAAAACCAAAAUAGGUACCCCAAAUAAACCAGAAGACUCCAGUGCAUCAACUACUUCAGUUAGUAAACCAGAUUCAAAAGACGGUAAGUCAGAUACAAAGAAUCCACCAAAAUCAUAA
Messenger RNA from Pieris napi, 828 nucleotides. RefSeq names its product serine-rich 25 kDa antigen protein-like. The record is from RefSeq and is a predicted model, not a curated record. The transcript has a single exon. The coding region runs from base 1 to 828 and encodes 275 amino acids. Lineage: Eukaryota; Metazoa; Arthropoda; Insecta; Lepidoptera; Pieridae.